Molecule: messenger RNA, 1440 nt
Organism: Effrenium voratum
Lineage: Eukaryota; Dinophyceae; Suessiales; Symbiodiniaceae
Source: the annotation of a GenBank genome assembly
AUGGGCUCUGCCGCAUCCACCGAGGCGGUGCAGAAGGAGGUGGCGGCCAAGAACGUGGAGGAGAUCGCAGCGGCUCUCAAGGAGCUGCCCGCGGAUCAGCUCAGCAAGAUCAAGGAGGCCGUGACCGCCGGAGCCGCAGCCACGCCAUGCCCGGGACCUGUGGACUGCAGCAAGGUGAAAGUGGUGGCCAAGGACUACAAGGGUUUGAUGGAGCAGCCCAAGGAGCCCAAGUUCAAGGGCGCCUUGUGCCAGAUCUUCGUGCGCUCACAACCCUACGGGGGCUCGGACAAGAGCAACAACGGGCACCGCUACGACUCGGUGCCCUUUGCCAAUGGCAUGAUCACUUCGGGCAUGAGCUGCCAGCUGAUCCACUACACCCACGAGGAGCAUGAUGCCUUCUUCGACAUGUGCAAGGCCUUCAACUUCAUCAUCGUCCGCUGCAACCCGGGACAGAUCAAGGCAGACGGAGGCGACCAGCAGAAGUUUGACGACAGCAUGCGGACCUUGCGCAAGGCAGGCAUCCAGAUCUGGCCAUCCCCUGAUGUGAUGGAGAAGAUGGGUGCCAAGGACGCACUUUGCAAGGUGGCCACCAUGAACAUUGGCCUGGAGGAUACCUUGGCCUAUUACUCGACUGAGGAAUUCGUGACGGGCUUCAAGAAGACCAUGGCCUUCCAGCCGCGGGUGAUCAAGCAGAACCGGGGAUCGUCGGGCGAGGGCAUUUGGAUCAUCAAGUUGAAGGAUGGGAACUACUGCAAGGAGUACGGCGAGCGCUCCUGCGAGGACGGUGAAAAGCUGUCCUUGAUGGAGGCCAACGACAACCACGAGGAGGAGCACACCGUGGCAGAAUUCAUCGAAUUCUGCGUCAGUGGCCGCAGCGACAAGUCCGGGGAAUGGACCUCCAAGGGUGUGGGCAAGUACCUGGAGGGUGGCAAGGCAGCUGGCGGCCAGCUGGUGGAUCAGCGCUUCUGCCCACGCAUCGUGGAAGGUGAGCUGCGCUACAACUUGAUUGUGGAUUCCCUCAUUGGCAUCAUCCACAAGAAGCCCAAGGAGGGAGGAAUCUCGGCAGUUGGCGGAACUGGCUCCACCUACACCUACUAUGGGCCUGAGGAGAAGUUGUUCGAGAGCCUGACCACAAACUUCCUGAAGAAGGACCUGCCUCACGUCAUGCCCGCCUUGGAUUUGGCUGAGGAGCCCGUGCCUUUGUGGUGGACCACGGACUUCAUCAACUCCUCCCCCGAGGGAACCAAGCCUGAGGACGAGAAGUGGAUCGUCGGAGAGUUCAACUGCUCCUGCGUUGGCAUCUCCCGUUGCCUGGCUGCCUACUGCAAGGAUGACACUCCCAGUGCAAGCUUCGACGACAUCUCAGAGGAGGACAAGGCAGAGGCCAAGAAGUAUGGCGACCUUAUGGGAGAGAAAGCACUUGCCAUCCUUUCAAAGUGA